CAUCAGCUUAAAUGUUUUCGAUAAUGAAAAACCAUCGAUUCUAUCGAUAAUGCCAUCGAUAGUUUUCCAGCACUAUUUAAUCGGGAACUUUGAUCCGGACGAGUAACAAAUAAUUAUUUUCCAAUGGACCACGUAUCUGGAGAACACUUCGAGUAUUUAAAUAGACAAAAAAAAACUAAGCGCCAGCAUCAUAAGCAAGUGGCAACUGUUACUGAGGAGGAAUUCGCUGAGUCUCCCAGAGGUAUUGAAUACAUAGAAAUUGAGCCCAUUAGUUGGAACGAAUAUUCCUUGAAAGGUGAGGAACAAGAGGAUUUGAUAACAGACGAUGACGCGGUGAAUGUUACAGUAAGUAUAACCGAUGAACAAAAGGAGGAGCCCACUCCUAAAAUUUCGCAAACUUCUCGGCGCAAGUUGCGAGCUUUAGCGACUUAUAAAAACUCGACAGCCAUCGAGGGAAAACGAAAAUAUAAAUGUAGAAUAUGCGAGUACGCUGCAAAUGACAUUAGUAACUUGCGAGGCCAUGAGAAACGACACAGUAAUAUAAAGCCUUACGGGUGCCUAAAAUGUGACAAAGCAUUUUAUACGCGCACAGAUUUGAACAACCAUACCAGACGGCACAAUGGAGAAAAGCCUUUUAUCUGUUGUUAUUGCGGCAAUAGAUUUGUAACCGCUGGAAUAUUAAAUAAGCAUGAAAAAUGGCAUCUUGGCAAGAGGGAACAUAAAUGUGAUCAAUGUGAGAAGCGCUUCUUUCACGCAUCUCACCUGCGAAAUCACACGGUUGUGCACACCCAGGAACGCAAUUAUGAAUGCGAGACAUGUCAAGCCAAGUUCACCCUCAAGAGAUCGCUCGAGCUACAUAUGAAAUUACAUGAAAAUGCGUUAGCUUAUGAAUGUAUCAUCUGCCAUACGCGUUUCAACCAGCGAUGUACGUUGCGUUCGCAUAUGAAGACUAAACAUAAAGUACUGCGUGCGGAUGCCGAAAGCAAAAACUCUGUUACAGAUAUUGAUUCUAUCGGAGAAUAUGAAAGGAACGAUGUCGACUUUUUCACUUUUCUAGUAGAUAUAUCGAGGAUAAGCAGAAGUUCACACAUUAGGAAUAUGGCUGUCGCUGCAGUGCAAAAAUUUCACUGCGGCGAAGUAUUUGUUACCACCAAUUUUUGUAUGAUUCUGGAGUGCAAAUCGUGCAAUGAACAAUUUGGUGUUUACACAACAUUUUUGAAUCACAUAUUUGAAAAACACUUCGAUGAUUGGAAUGCAUCAGAAAAGUCAAAACGCCAAAAACCUAAAAAAGUGGCGACUAUUACUGAGCAGGAGAUUCCUAAGCUUCCACCAGAUGAUCAAUACAUAGAAAUCGAUUCUAAGACUUUAAAGGAAUUUUCGUUGGAAAGUGACGAACAGGAUUUGAUAACAGAAGAAUUAACGCCAAUGGGUGAUGAUGUAGUGGUUGUAGAAGAAAGUAUAAUCGAAGAGGACGAGCGCCCUCACAAAACUAUAAAGCAAACUCCGAGACAGUUGCGGGCUUAUGACUCCACAGCCUCCGGCAGCAAAGGAAAAUAUAAGUGCAGGAUUUGCGGUUUCGCAGGUUCCGGCGCACAUAACCUGCGUGGCCAUGAGCUACGGCACACUAAUAUAAAGCCUUUCACCUGUCUAAAAUGUGAUAAAGCAUUCUAUACAAGCACAGAAUUGAAUGCACAUACCCGGCGGCACACUGGCGAAAAGCCGUUUGUCUGUGCUUACUGUGGCAAAAGCUUCACAACAGCUGGGAUGUUAACUAGCCAUGAAAGACGUCAUGGCCAACGGAAACAUAAAUGUGACCAAUGUGAGAAGAGCUUCUUUGAGGCUUCUCACCUACGAAUUCACGCUGUUGUACACUCCCAGGAACGCAAUUAUGAAUGCGAGACAUGCCACGCCAAGUUUACUCGCAAAAAAACGCUAAGGACACAUAUGAAAUUGCAUGAAAAUGCAUUAGGCUAUGAAUGUAUCAUCUGCCAUAUGCGUUUCAACCAGCGGCCUACGUUGCUUUGGCAUGUGAAGAGUAAACAUAACGUACUUCGAGCAGAUGCGGAAAUCAAAGCCUCUGUUAAACCUAUUGAUCUUAUCGGAGAGCUUUACUAGCAAAAUUAGGUUUGUUGUAUAAAAUAAAUCAACAUUGAAAGGAAAAUCUACAUACAUCUCAGUUAUUGCAUAAAUAUAAAGAGAUUAAAUAGAAAAUAAAUAUGAAAAACUAGAGUAUAAAAAUA
Rhagoletis pomonella (apple maggot) is the source of this 2240-nucleotide messenger RNA. Its product is annotated as zinc finger protein 184-like. Gene Ontology annotation, cellular component: nucleus. The transcript is spliced from 6 exons. NCBI's taxonomy places the organism in Eukaryota, Metazoa, Arthropoda, Insecta, Diptera, Tephritidae. The record is from RefSeq and is a predicted model, not a curated record. Bases 124 to 2115 code for a protein of 663 amino acids.